Messenger RNA from Adineta ricciae, 3429 nucleotides. The record is from the annotation of a GenBank genome assembly. Lineage: Eukaryota; Metazoa; Rotifera; Eurotatoria; Adinetida; Adinetidae.
AUGGAUGAACGCGACGGGGUCGAAUAUCCCGAACAACAAACUCAAUAUCGACAAUCAUUAUUGAAGAAGACUAAGAGUGAAAUUAAACACGAGAAAAAGAUGUCAAAAACAGAGAGUCGAUUCAAAUCGAAACUUGAAUCAUUAAAAAAACUACAACAUUCAGCAUCAACGAAUAGUGCGGUCGAAAAAGCACGAGCAUUUUUUCGUUCAUUAGAACUGAAACAUCAUGGCAGUAGCAGUAGUAAUGACCAAUCGUCAUCGGCAUCGCCUCGACGACGUCAUCUGACUACUGCUAACAAUAUUGAUCAUUCAACUUCAGGUAAAUUUCCUCCGCCUUCUUCAGUGUCAUCAUCAAGUUCGUCGUCAAUUAUUGACGAUAGUCAAAAUACGAUAUCAUUACCAACGACGACUGAUUCGUCGUUACCAAUUAAAAAUCCCACUGAUGGAAUUGCCACAGCAAGACUUAUUCGAGUGAUUAAUUCGAAUUAUUCCAAUUCCAAAGAUAUGAUCGUUCAUCGUGCCAUUUAUGAUGACCAACCACCAUAUUUUAGUCAUCAUUCCAUGUUAUACGAAAGAAAUUUUCCUUCACCUCAGCCAUUCUACAACGAAAGAAGUCAAAGCUAUUCGGUAUCUAUGGAAAAACAUCGAGAGGUUCAAGCAAAAUAUGACAUUCGUCCACUAUCACCUGUCUCAUCAAUGAAUUCUAAUAUAAUUUAUUCCAGUCAAAUCUACUGCAAUUCUCCCUCAUCAAUUGAACCAAUGGCGAUGAACGGAAACAUUACCAAUCAUCAAUUAUCAACUUCUCUAUAUAAUUAUCGACCAUUAGUGUGUCGUCAUAUUGAAUCUCCAACGUUAAUGUCUUCGUCAUUUCACGAACCGUCCGAUCGAAUUUCGGAUUCUAUAAUUCGGCCAUUACCUCCAUCGUCAUCAUCAUCAUCAUCAAUGUCAACGUGGAAUCAAAGUGUUCGCCGUCUUAAUAAUGAAUAUACUUCAACGAUCAAUGCUCUUCAACAAGCGAAAGAAUCACUAAAAGACAUCUGUCCCGAACAGAACAAUAAAAUAUCCAAGUACGCAAAUUUGGUUGCACGAGGAAUCGAUAACCUUUCCAAUAUCGAACCAAAGAAAUCGUUAGGCGUUACUUUUUGUCUCACUGCACCCAUGUCUUCACCGAAUUCAACGACAAACUCGUACGACGAGAACAAAUCGGUCACGUCAAGCAUGUUCUGCAAACCGAAACUCGUUCGUCCAUUAGAUUUGGACACAUUCGUUCCAUCGAUUACAUCUUUACCAAAAUUAGAACCUGUUUCAUCAAUUCCGGAAAAGAAUACGAAAGUCGACUCCAUCGCGAGUAUAAUCAAAAAGUUUAAUAACUUAAAUAAUUCACCAGUGUCAUUAAGAUCUCAAACGAUCGUCGAAAAUCAUGAAGAACCAUCAUUUUUAUCUCAAUUCACCAAGGAACAGCAACAACAAGUUUUACCAAAAAUCAUUGUCUUUGACUCCAUUCCAGCGAAAAAAGAUCGACCGAAUCUUCCUUCAUUGCCGUCAUUAACUGACUUAAGCCCAAGUUAUCCAGUUUCAUCUCCUCGAGUUCACUUCGAACCAUCGGUAACCACAUACGAAAUCGAAGAAAUUCCCUAUGAAUCUCCACCACCCCCGCUUCUCUCAUCUUCUUCUUCAUCGUCAACAUCCACAUCAAUAUCUGAAGAUUCAACAAGCAGUUCCUCGACUGAUGAAAAUCAAGUUUACGAAAAUAUUCGAUGCGACAAUAUCGUUCAAGAAGAAACAACAUACACAGUUGAAACAUUUUACAAAAGUACGCAUAACAAUGAAACGAAUAAGGCGAAUUUAAGCAAUCAACAAGUGGUUGUUAUUCGAGAAAAUACCACCGAAGAACAAUUUAAUUCCGCUCGGGAGAGAAUACGUGCAGAAAAAAGUCGCAUUCGCCAUAGUCCUUUGAAACAUACGUUUACAACGAAUGAAACCGAAGUUCCACCAUUAACAACACCUCUACUCACAUAUCUAAAUUUGACAGUCAAACAAGCAUCACCAACGAUCGAGACAAAAGACGAAGUUCACGAAAAUUACCAUUCCAUUGAGCCGUCAUCAGCAGCACAUAUUUCAAACAAUUUUAUCUCGUCUAUUUAUCGCACGGAAGAAAAUGAGACAAUAAAUGACGUCGUUACAAUCAACCCUCAUACACAUUCACCACCAUCUCAUCGUUUAAUCAGUAGUUCGUCAUCGAGUAGCACAGUAUCAUCUGCUUCAACUGUUCUUAUCAGUCAAAAGACGACUUCGGUCAAUUCAAACGCUCCCAACGGUAAUCUAACAAAAAACAACAAUAAAUCUGUUUCACAACUACCAAAACGUACUCUCAGCAAUACUCCCAAUACAACAAUAACAAACGCAUCGCGUUUGAAACAGCCAUUAAAAAAUGUUCCAACUUCAAGUAAACUGAAACCGCCUUCGUCAACAAUCAAAAAACCAUUGAAACCAACGAUUGCAAGUCAUAUGUCAUCAGUAACACCCUCGACGAUGGCAACAUCAUCAAUACGAAAACCAACAGGAAUAACGAAUCAAUCGUCAACGUUGCCGAAUAACGUCGUCAACAGAACUAUUCAACAACAGGUGUCAUUAACACCGUUAACUUCGACUGGAAAGAAACACAACUUAGUCAACGGAACUAAUAUGACUGAAUCACAAAAUCUCGCAGAAUCUUCGUCUUCUCUUGGUAAAAAUCGGGUGAGAUCGAUGGUGAAUCAAUUGAAUGCUGCUGUAUCAUCAACACGGCCAGUGGCUCCAGUAGCGAUUCCGACUAAACGAACGCCAUUGUUUUCAUCAGUGGUCAAUUCACGACAUUCAGCAUUGACCGAACCAUCAACAAGUCCACCACCAACACCAGCCAUUACAAAACCUACAAUAACCGCACCCAGUCGUCCAACACUUCAACGUGCGAUGACGAUCAAUAUGAAUCGAUCGGGAGCAACAUCGCCUCCAUCAACACCUUCGACAACCAAUAAUAAUAUCCCGUCAGCGUAUAAACGAAGAACACCUCUUGUUCGUUCUACAUCGAAUGUGAAAGAAGGCCUUCUUCGUUGGUGUCAAGCACAAGUUGCUAGUUAUCCUAAUGUUUCGGUUACUAAUCUCUCAUCAUCAUGGGCAGAUGGUUUAGCAUUUUGCGCCCUAACUCAUCAUUUCUUUCCGGAUGCGUUUGAUUUCAAUAGUUUAUCGUCAAGUAAUCGUAAAGAAAACUUUGAACUUGCUUUUCGUGUCGCUGAAGAACGUGCCGGUGUGCCUCAAUUGCUCGACGUUUCGGAUAUGCUCAUUAUGGGUAAUACACCUGACUACAAAUGUAUAUUCACAUAUCUCAAUUCAUUUCUGGCCAAAGUUAAGGAUUUACAUCCAACAGGCAAUGGUGUUAACCAUCAUUGA